Molecule: messenger RNA, 343 nt
Organism: Acanthoscelides obtectus
Lineage: Eukaryota; Metazoa; Arthropoda; Insecta; Coleoptera; Chrysomelidae
Source: the annotation of a GenBank genome assembly
AUGCAUUUAUGUGAAGAUGAAGAAGUUUGUCAUCAAGGAGGCACUGGAUCUACUGUUGAAGAUGAAGCAUCGGCUAAAGUGGAUGAUCCUGCAUCUCAAGAGAAAGAAUCUAGCAACAUUGCGGAGAGCCCUCAAAUCAAAAGAAUUAUUCGGUCCUUGGGAAAGAACAGAAAAAGGCAACCAUGUCUAGUGGUCCCGAGAGUGGUACCGAACGCCUUGAUCAAGCCUUCCAAAUUCUCCAAUCCUCAGCCAAGCAAAUCAAUACCAAUCAAGAUGAAUGUUACUACUUUGGAAAUUUUGUAGCUUCCAAACUUCGUGCAUAUGACUUAUUUACAAAAAGCGC